Recurvomyces mirabilis is the source of this 411-nucleotide messenger RNA. RefSeq lists its product as uncharacterized. The coding region runs from base 1 to 411 and encodes 136 amino acids. The record is from RefSeq and is a predicted model, not a curated record. Lineage: Eukaryota; Fungi; Ascomycota; Dothideomycetes; Mycosphaerellales; Teratosphaeriaceae. The transcript has 3 exons.
AUGCCACAUAUUACGGUGAGACCGUGGGAGGGUGAGCAGCGUGGCCCGCAGGCACUGAGAAGACAUGUUCGUCGCACCGGCUACGAUGACAGACACAUCUUCAGCAUGGCCGCGAGCGAUACCGACCAGACACGCUUCUCAUUUUACACAACCUGGAAUCAUCAAGCACCUCUGUGGGUAGUGACCAUUCUAUCGCUCAUCUAUUCUAUGAUCUUUCUUCUCGCCCGCCUCGCAGCCAAGUACAAGUCGCUGGGAUCCGACGAUGCUCUCCUUGGUCUUGCCUAUCUUGUUAGUCUGGCACAAUGGUCGGCCGUCUUUCAGGCUUUGAAUCUGGGUGCUGGGAAACUCGAGAGUACGCUGUCUCUCCAGCACAACCAAUCUGCCCACCGAGCCUCAGCAAGUGUUCGGUAA